Molecule: messenger RNA, 1185 nt
Organism: Hemicordylus capensis (graceful crag lizard)
Lineage: Eukaryota; Metazoa; Chordata; Lepidosauria; Squamata; Cordylidae
Gene: CENPX
Product: centromere protein X
Exons: 5
Coding region: 241-495 (84 amino acids)
Biological process (GO): replication fork processing; kinetochore assembly; resolution of meiotic recombination intermediates
Cellular component (GO): Fanconi anaemia nuclear complex; FANCM-MHF complex
Molecular function (GO): protein heterodimerization activity
Source: RefSeq, a predicted model, not a curated record
GGAAAAAGCGGGGUUGGGUCAAGAGAGCUCGCUCUGGAAGCCAGAGGACCGGGCGAAAGGAGAUGGAGAGAAGAGGGAGACCGGGGUGGGGAAGCUGGCCGGGUGUCGUCGUCCUCCCCCUCCUGCCGCCACCGCUCUCUCCCUCCCAGUCUCAGUUUGGGAAGACGGGUGCUCCUGUUCCCAGCACGCCAUGGCUGUGAAGUCCAGGGCAGACUGAAGGGUGUUUCCAUCCUGGGCAUCAUGUCCGGUUCUGCACAGCAGACCUUGGAGACUGUGAACAAACUGCUCCAGCUUCACUUCAAAGAUGACAAAACACGAGUCAAUAGUGAUGCCCUGUUACUGGUGGCAGAAAUGCUCAAAGUGUUUGUUCGAGAGGCUGCAGCCCGAGGAGUGCGGCAGGCUCAGGCAGAGGACUUGACCAGGGUGGAGGUGGAGCACGUGGAAAAAGUGCUGCCGCAGCUGGUAUGUAAAGCACAGCUCGGAUUCCUCAGUUAACAGGCUUCUGGACUUCUAGAGACCUAAGGGUGCAAAGAGAACAUCCCUGAUACCAAGAGAACUUGACCCAGCUUCUGGAGUGAAGUGGAUCACAGACACUUAUGUGGAAUCUGGCACACAUUACUUCAGUUGCUGAGAUAACAGUCUUGUUAACUUUCCUGUCCCUGUAGUUACCACUAUAUUUCAUCUUUCUUCUUUUCUUUGUCCAGCAUUGCCCAAGGGCUGAAGCCUACCUUUCUCUUUGCAAGAGACAGAGGCCUAGUCUCUGAGGCCAGGCCCCAUCCUGCUGUUUCCCAUUCACAGCCAGGCAGAGUCUAUACUUUCUUUUCCGAUGGGAGAAACAGGUGCCUUUCUGUAGGGGUGUGUGGAAAGAGUGAAUAUGCCUGGAAGCCUUCCCCACACCAUGGGCUCUCAUCACCUCAGCAGGCAUUUAAAGGCCAGCUCCAAGGCUGUCUGAGCUCUUAAACAGGAGCCUAGCCCCAGGUCUAUGCCAACAGCAGGUACCUGAUCUUUAUUUUAUAAAUAAACAGUGCCUGUCCCUCAAUCCUUUCCAGCAUUCCACUGGGGCCAUGACAUCAAAGAGUGCUUGGAACCUUUUAACCAUUUGAUAUUUCUCUCAGAAGCUGCUUCCCUCUGCUAUAAAUUUGUUCUCACAAAGAAACUUCAAUAAAUCAAAAAUAGUCUCCCUCC